Molecule: messenger RNA, 2552 nt
Organism: Nelumbo nucifera (sacred lotus)
Lineage: Eukaryota; Viridiplantae; Streptophyta; Magnoliopsida; Proteales; Nelumbonaceae
Source: RefSeq, a predicted model, not a curated record
AGAAUCAGCAGAUCACAUUUUUCUUCACUGCAAAUUCACCCAAAAGAUUUGGUUCCAUUUUCUGAAAAUGGCAGGUUACAGUUGGGUUACACCAAAGCAUGUUAAGGACUUUCUACAUCAGUGGCAAGGAACAGGUCUAAGUAAGAGGUGUAAAAUUUAUUGGCAACCAGUGUUACACGCAGUGCUGUGGGGUGUUUGGGAUGAAAGAAACAAAAGGCUUUUUAACAACAGAUCAAGGCCCCUGGAGGAGUUAAUUUCAGACAUCUCUUACCUGUGCAACCUUUGAUGGUGAAUUCUGAUCUUUUCAGAGUUAAGGAGAAGGUGACCGUGCAAGGAGGAAAGGGAUCGGUUGUUCCUAGAAAUUUUGUUUCCAUUGGAUCAUGCUUUCCUGCAGUUGCAAGUCCCAAUUAUGCUGCAGCAUCACCCAAGAGCCCUCAUAUCAUGGAGACACAUGUUACAGCAACAGCCAAUAUUCUUCCACCACCCAAUGGCCCUCAUAUAAUGGGCACAAGUGCUGCAGCACCACCAAAUUGCCCUCGUAUCACAGAGACACGUGUUACAGCAACAGCCAAUAUUCUUCCAAUAACUCCACAUGCAAAUCUUGUCAGAUACGUCCCCCUGUAUCAAGCAGCACUUAAAGGUGAUUGGGAAAGAGCAGAAAAGUUUCUUCAAGAGCAGCAAAAAGAGAUAUGCCAACAUUAUGGGCCAAAUAGUGCCCUCAUAUACGAUUACAGAAGUAUUGUAACUGCUAGAAUCACAAAUGCUUCAGAGACUGCUCUGCACAUUGCAGCCGGAGCGAGACGAGUACACUUUGUAGAGGAAUUAGUUAAGUUGAUGCAUCGAGAAGACCUAGAACUGAAAAACAAGGAUGACAAUACAGCUCUCUGUUUUGCAGCAGCUUCAGGAAUUACCCAGAUUGCAAAGGUAAUGGUAGCAAAGAAUCCAAAAUUGCCAGGAAUUAGGGGUAAUAAAGGAGCGACACCACUUUAUGUGGCCACUUUGCUAGGCCAUAGGGACAUGGUUUGGUAUCUUUACUCUGCCUCUAAGAAUUUUUUGACAGAGCACGACCUUGUCAAGCUUCUAAUUGCUACCGUCACAACCAAUUUAUUCAAUGUGGCCUUGGAGAUCCUCUCAAAGUGUCCUCCAUUGGCAAUAGUUCGAGAUGAAAAUGAAGAGACCGCUUUACAUAUAUUGGCCCAGAAACCUUCUGCCUUUGCAAGCGGAUGCAACUUUGGGAUUUGGAAGAGAUUUCUUUAUUCAUUUCCAUAUAUAAAGCAGGUGUACGAUACCAAAGUGAUGCACUUUCAAGCAAUAGAGGUAGUCAAAGUGCUUUGGCAUGAAGUUCUGAAAUUGGAUGACAAAAAUAUGUCAGCAUUACUAAGAGAGCCUUCACGACCACUCUUUGUUGCAGCAGAGCUGGGGAUUGCUGAAUUCAUAGCUGUGCUUCUUCGUGACUAUCCCGAUCUACUUUGGAAAGUUAACAGUGAUAAUCAAAGCAUAUUUCAUACAGCAGUUGCCCAUCAUCAAGAAAAAAUCUUCAUCCUCAUACAUGAUAUUGGUGCACUCAAGGAUUUGAUAACUUCUUAUGUAGAUGGCAACAACAAUAACAUGCUACAUCUGGCUGGAAACUUAGCUCCUUCGUCUCGACUCAACACAAUUUCAGGUGCUGCACUUCAGAUGCAGCGAGAACACCAAUGGUUCAAGGAAGUGGAAAAGGUCAUGCAACCAUUGUACAUGGAGAUGAAGAACUCAGAAGGGAAAACGCCCCGCACGUUGUUUACAGAGAAGCAUGCAAACUUGGUUAAGGAAGGCGAGAAGUGGAUGAAGGAUACAGCAUCAUCAUGCAUGAUUGUAGCAACACUAAUUGCCACUGUAGUGUUUGCUGCAGCCUUUACCGUUCCAGGUGGAAACUAUGAUGAUAAGGGCAUUCCUGUUUUUCUUGAAGUCAGGUCCUUUAUAGUUUUUGCCAUAUCAGAUGCAUUAGCCCUAUUCUCAUCCAUCACGUCAGUGUUAAUGUUCUUAUCUAUCUUGACUUCAAGAUAUGCAGCAGAGGAUUUCCUGGAGACAUUACCCAGGAGGAUGGUUCUUGGUCUUACAACCCUUUUCGUAUCCAUAGCUACCAUGGUGAUAGCUUUUAGUGCAACCCUUUUUAUUGUUCUUAGAAGUCGAUUGGAUUGGAUUGCCAUUCCAAUUGCCAUACUGGCUUGUGUUCCAGUCACCAUGUUUGCUUUGCUACAGUUUCCUCUUUUCAUGGAUAUUAUCCACUCUACACAUGGAUUUGGCAUUUUCUACAGACCAGGUAAACACAUGCUUUACUAGAUAAUGCCAAUGCCAGACCGAAGCAUUUGGAUCAUAGAUAAACAAUCAAUCCUUUUUCCCACCAUAAAUUCAGUGUGUAACAUAAUUUGUUUACAGUAGAUACCAUACAUCAUGUAUUUCUGUGUCCUAAUUUCAUGUAAGUCUGUUAAAUUGUGUAUAUAAGUACUUGAAUUGUAUUCAAGACGGUCUUUGUAAUAAAAUUGUUCAUGGUUGCAAUUAUAAAUUCAUUAUAG